This is a messenger RNA of Tachysurus fulvidraco (yellow catfish), 1914 nucleotides long. RefSeq names its product leptin receptor gene-related protein. Gene Ontology annotation, biological process: late endosome to vacuole transport via multivesicular body sorting pathway; negative regulation of growth hormone receptor signaling pathway. The coding region runs from base 141 to 536 and encodes 131 amino acids. The record is from RefSeq and is a predicted model, not a curated record. NCBI's taxonomy places the organism in Eukaryota, Metazoa, Chordata, Actinopteri, Siluriformes, Bagridae. Gene Ontology annotation, cellular component: endosome. The transcript is spliced from 4 exons.
ACACCGACACUGUAGGAACACUGACGCUUUACCUCUAAAACAGGUCACUGUCCCUUUAAGACGCGCUGCAGAAGGAAACAGGAAGUUGUGUGUCAUGAACAUUUAACACAAAGAAACAAAAACGAAAGAAAUUGUGUGACAUGGCGGGGAUUAAAGCUCUGGUCAGUUUGUCCUUCAGUGGUGCCCUCGGACUGACCUUUUUGCUUUUGGGCUGUGCUUUGGAGCAGUAUGGCGUCUACUGGCCUCUGUUCGUGCUGAUGUUCUACGUGAUCUCGCCGUUGCCGUACUUCAUUGCCAACAGGUGCGGCGAUGAUACUGAUUCCUCAAGCAAUACGUGCAGGGAGCUCUCACAUUUCCUGACCACGGGGAUCGUGAUCUCGGCGUACGGGCUACCUGUCGUGCUGGCUCGAACAGAAGUGAUCAGAUGGGGAGCCUGUGGCCUGGUGAUGGCAGGAAACAGUGUCAUCUUCCUCACCAUCCUUGGUUUCUUCCUGGUGUUUGGUGGCAGCGAUGACUUUAGUUGGGAGCAAUGGUAAAGUCGUGACCGGCGACGGGUUGCCAGAUUGACAAGGCUUCCUAACGUCUGCUUUUGUAGAGGGGAGGGAGUGGGUGCAAUACGGGAACAUUAAGGCUGAGCUUCAUUAGUAUCGUUAAUGGAAGUGUUGUUGAGUUGAAGAAAGAAGGAGCUUCAGUGUCUCACUUGUGUCACGACUCUCGACUUAUGUCGACACACUAGACAUAAAUUCCUGGGAGGGAUAACGGAUGUGAAAAAAUAAUGCACUCACUUCACGCUAGAUUCAUAAUCAACACUAUUUUCAAAUAAUUGCUUAAAUAUUCGUAUUCUUGUUAUUGUCACACUAUAUACACCUUUGCUGACUUUAAAUGGUUUAAAACACCUAGAACUUUCCAGAUCAACCCCCCAAAAAGCUACAGAAAUUUGGGUACAUUAAUUUACAAAAAAAAAAAAAAAAAAGGAAACACACGUGAUGACGUAAAGCAUAAAGGAUCUCUGUGUGAAGACAAAGCUUCUGUCAUAUCAAUAUGUCAAAAGAAAAAAAAAUCUGGACCCCUCACUGCCCUUUAGCUAUAAAGAACUCUUUUAUAACUUAUAAUUCAGACGUUUGGCUUAACAAAGCUUCUCAUUUAGGCUUAUUAUUAAUAAUCUAUUCACAUGUUCUUCACCACGACACACAGCUCGGGCUUGUGGUUAAUGGCCCUCCUUCUGAAUGUAAAGAUAAAUGACCCGUCUCUGUCUAGCUUCAGGCUGCUAUUCCAGUUUCACCUUUGUUUAACUCUCAUCUUUCCUAUGACAAUGCAUCAUAUUCGAGUGACUCUGAUUCAGAACGGUCAGUGCAUCUCUUUAAUACCAGGAUAGCAUUUCAAUGCCUGUCACACAAACAAUUAUUCACUGUUUAAAAUGACUCUCUGAUGAUUUAAUAACAGACCAAUUUGCAUGUACACGGUCUCCGAAUCAUUUGCUUGUGAAAUUCAGAUUCAGAAUCGUUUGCAUUUGAUUCACUCGAAUGUAUUCACCUCACACAACUGACAGGUAGUAAAUUAUAACCCGUCCAUAUCGCCGACAUCAACCAAACUAAUUCUACAUCUUUAACUCGUUUAUCCUGACCUAGACCUUAAAGCCUUUAUCGUUCUGUAUUUACAUAAAAACUAAUAAAGCUCAAGCCUUCCUCCCUCAUCAUCAUCGUGUAUUUAAUGAAAACCGAGAAGGAAUAUUGGAGGGAAAAGCCAUAGAUAUUGAUAUGUUUAAUUAAAAUAGCCUGGGUGUUAUAUCUCAUAUAUAUAUAUAUAUAUAUAUAAUUUUUUUUUUCUUAACCACAGUUCAAUGUCCUCUGUGUGUGUGUGUGUGUGUGUGUGUGUGUGUGUGUGAUAGUAAGCAAUAAAGCUCUUGUAUAUUGA